This is a messenger RNA of Paracoccidioides brasiliensis Pb18, 1083 nucleotides long. RefSeq names its product membrane insertase COX18. Gene Ontology annotation, biological process: protein insertion into mitochondrial inner membrane from matrix; mitochondrial respiratory chain complex IV assembly. The transcript has a single exon. The record is from RefSeq and is a predicted model, not a curated record. Gene Ontology annotation, cellular component: mitochondrial inner membrane. Bases 1 to 1083 code for a protein of 360 amino acids. Gene Ontology annotation, molecular function: membrane insertase activity.
AUGUCCCCCGGGUACGGUUUAUCUCUAUAUGCUUUGCAGACCAGCAGCCGCGGUCUGAGUGCGAACAUCUCUCGGAUAUCAUGCCCGGUGAAGCAAUGCCCAGUGAGACAGCACUCAAUUGCUUAUCAGAGGCGCAAUUUCCACCCGUCGCGACCUACUACCCAGAUAAUCUCCACGUCGAUUGAGUGUGCCCACGAUCUUUUACAAUUAGUCCAUACCUACAGCGGUCUCCCAUGGGUUGCAUCAAUACCGCUCACGGCAGCGGUUGCGCGGAUAGCAUUCGGGUUGCCCUUUCAUAUGUGGUCAAUGUCACAGCGAAACAAAAAAAUACUUCAAAACCCGGCCAUCAUUGCAUAUACCCGUAUGAAGAGGAAGAGCAUCUUGGAUGAAUGCUACAGAAACAAAUGGUUUCUGCCACCACGAGUUGUGAGCCGAGAAAGCGCGAAGGCAGUAAAGCAGUUCCAAAAGGCCUUGUAUAGACGUCAUGGACUCCGCUUUGCUUCGUUCAUCCCGUUCGCCCCGCUAUUACAACUCCCGUUUUGGCUCGCUUUUAUGGAAAGUAUCCGGUCAAUGUCAGGUUGGCAACCGGGUCUCCUAGUCAUUCUUCAACAGUGGAUUUGUCCAGAUGCCGCCAAAGCCCAAGUGCCCGUGGAGCUCUCUCUCUCCACUGAAGGAGCAUUCUGGCUCCCUGAUCUCACGGCUUCAGAUCCUCUAUACGUGCUUCCUUUCGCUAUUUCUGCCCUUAUGUUCACCCAUAUUACCUGGGGUUCCAAAAUUUGCAAGGCAAAGGAACUUCCGAUGCUGGCAUCACAAGGCAAUUUGCAGGGGAUAUUUUCGUGGGCUAUCCAGCGCACUUUCCAAGUAAUGUCCAUUUGGAUUGCACCAGCUUUGAUGCAUUCAGAAGCCCCCGCGGCUCUGGGCAUAUAUUGGUUAACCACAACCUCCGUUGCAAUUAUCCAGAGCCGGCUUUUGAAAAAGUUCAUGCCCCCCCCGACUGUACCAAAGCCUUGUGAGAGGAAAGAUAUUGAGAGGAUUAUCUAUGUAGAGAAAGUUUCCCAAGUGCCAAAGCAGGUUAAUCUAUAG